Molecule: messenger RNA, 1542 nt
Organism: Achroia grisella
Lineage: Eukaryota; Metazoa; Arthropoda; Insecta; Lepidoptera; Pyralidae
Product: zwei Ig domain protein zig-8-like
Exons: 10
Coding region: 337-1191 (284 amino acids)
Biological process (GO): synapse organization
Cellular component (GO): neuron projection membrane
Source: RefSeq, a predicted model, not a curated record
UCGCGUCGGCUCCGCACGCGCCCGCCCUCCGCCCUACGCCGGUACGGGCAGAAAAAAAAAUAACAUCGAUUUUUGAACGCGUACGUACGGUGCUGUGACUGUGUGACUUGUGUAUGUGUGCAUGAUAUAAAAAAUAGUGAUGUGACAAAAAUUUGAAUUUGGAAUUACUACAAAUAUUUGUGUUUCAUCUUCAAACAACGAAAACAGAUGAGGAGAAUUCUGUUAACUAUACAUGUGAACGCUGACCGUACCGAAAUUAAAUCGACGGAGCGGAAACUGUGCUGAAAAAUCGUAGCCAGUGAUGUGUGAGAUUAUGUGCAGUCACGUAAUCUAGCUAUGACUGUGGCAUUUUUGUUCGGGGCUCUUGGUGCUUUGGCGCUGGUCACGCAUACAGGUUGCACUGACAAUGCAAAUGGACUGGGCAGCGAUGGAGUGCCAGAAAUUGACUAUACUGACGUGGAUCUUGGCCUGACACAGCGGGGACCACACUUCGAUAUUGCAUACUCGAAGAACGUGACCGCACUAGUUGGGAAGACUGCACAGCUGAACUGCCGAGUUCACGAUCUUGGGAACAGAACAGUAUCAUGGAUUCGACACCGGGAUAUACAUCUAUUGACGUCUGGGAGGAUGACAUACACAUCUGACCAGAGGUUUAUCAGUGUACACAAUCCUCACACUGAGGAUUGGAUCUUAAAGAUAAGAUUCCCACAGCGCCGAGACUCGGGCGUGUACGAGUGUCAAGUUGGAACCACUCCGCCCAUUGGACAUCGAAUGUUCCUCUCCGUUGUCGCAGAACCUUUGACGACGAUACUGGGUGGACCAGAGCUGUUCAUCAACACAGGAAGCACUAUCAACCUUACCUGCGUGGUGCAGCAUUCUCCAGAACCACCACCGACCAUCAGGUGGACUCACAGUGAUGAGGAGAUCAACUACGAUUCUCCCCGCGGUGGAGUGUCAGUGAUCACGGAGAAGGGUGAGACGACGACGUCUCAUCUCCUGGUGCAGAGAGCGAAGGCUCCUGACUCUGGCAGGUAUACCUGCGCGCCAGCUAAUGCCAACCCUCGUUCGGUUCUCGUCCAUGUUCUAAGUGGUGAACAUCCAGCUGCCAUGCAGCACGGUGGUCAGCUCCGUCUUCAGUAUCCACUGUCGGCAGCACUCCUCAGCGUAAUAGUGACCCUCAUGGGCUGCUAGUAAUAAGUGGUUUUGUGUUCAAUUUAUGACGUCAUGACAGUCAGACACCAUGUGUUCUGACGUCACAAUGAUAUCAGAUUUACUGGACCUUUAUAAUCUUGCGCUCUUAAGUAUCCCAUUUAGUUUGACAUAAUGUAUAGUGUUGUAUUACGAAUCCUUAUAAAGAAUUAAUAAAAAUAGAAAUUGGACUGUAUUUUUGAAAGGAAAAAAUUUAUGGAAAAGGCAGGAGAAAUACGAUUCGCCUAGGAAGAACGUCUUCCACACCCCAAAGUAAGCAAAGUAACACCAAACUUACUCACCUUCGCUCAGGAACAUCCCGAUGUGUAGUACAGUUUAGUGGCCACGCACUCU